AUGCCUACCGUCCACGCUAAAACCGACCCAGCGAUCCUCUCCCAAUUCGAGAAAGACAUCAAAGAUGUGCAUCUCAUUUACGACUACGCAGCUCACGACGCGAAUGGAAAUCCCGAAAAAUGGAAAUAUGAAAUGUACUUUGCCCACCCGACCCUAAUAAUCUACGCCAUCCACGGGGGGCCCAUGGCCGGGCGUGUCAACUACCAACGAUGUUCUUUCCAGUGUAUCCGUCCCGGUGCUCUCUGGCAAUGUAACUGGCUAGAAGAAACCGGAACAAUCUGUUCUCUCGUCUACGACAUCCCGAAUAAGAAAAUCAGUACCUUACUUGCAUUUUCGCAAGGACAUUGGGAAAAUGCAAAGGAAGCGCAUGGAGAUAAGCGGAACUCGGAGGAUUUCGAACGGUGGAGAAAGUUGGGAAAGAUUGGAGGACCAACGGAUAGGUAUAUGUUGAACGAGCAGGCGGAUAUUCUGGAGGCCUUUAAGGGGAAGGGGGAUUUGGGGUGGGUGGAGGAAGAUGUGGAGACUAUGUGA
Messenger RNA from Botrytis byssoidea, 531 nucleotides. RefSeq lists its product as uncharacterized. The coding region runs from base 1 to 531 and encodes 176 amino acids. The record is from RefSeq and is a predicted model, not a curated record. Gene Ontology annotation, molecular function: carboxy-lyase activity. The transcript has 2 exons. NCBI's taxonomy places the organism in Eukaryota, Fungi, Ascomycota, Leotiomycetes, Helotiales, Sclerotiniaceae.